Haemonchus placei is the source of this 1767-nucleotide messenger RNA. The record is from the annotation of a GenBank genome assembly. Lineage: Eukaryota; Metazoa; Nematoda; Chromadorea; Rhabditida; Trichostrongylidae.
AUGUAUGUUGUGAAGAAAAUCCAUAAUCCGGCAUGCAUACAGGAUUUUUCUGCCAAUAUCCAACGGAAUGCAACGUUUCAUGUCGAUUUACGGCGUUGUAUGGAUGCCAUUUCCUUGAAUAAUGGAUCACGUGUAUUCUCUGGACAUGUCGAAGUUGGUUUCCAUCCUUUAGUGGUAUCUAGUAAUGAUCGGCUCUUCUCCGUGAAAUGUAUCGACAACGCGUAUGCCAUAUCGCACAGGGCGUCGAAACACCAGGAAGGGUGUAUUGUGGACUCAGAGCUUAUCGGAGAAAUCGUCUACAAUAACUUCAUGCCCAAGAUCUUCGCUCGUGCGCGUGUCUUCAAAUUUAUGAAUGAUGAAAAACACCGUAUAGAAUGUCAAGUGCAGAUGUGCAGCAGUGAAGGCGUGUGCAAAGAUCGGAUUUUUCCUCCCAAGUGUGCAAUUACAAAGGAAGAAAUACUCAAUCGAUAUUCGAGUAACACCAAAAUUGACGUCAUCGAUAAUACUUUUAUGACAGGUACGAUCAAUAAUCGCUAUGAACAUCAAAUAAAAGUAACUAGUGAAUGGAUUACCGUGCACAAUAAUCAAUACACAAAUAUUGAGCUACUACAAGAAAGAUUCUACCUCUCUGCAGUAAUCGAUGAUAAAAUGGAGGAACCAAAGGUUCGAACAACACCUCGCCACUUCUUGAUGGGAAUAUCGUACAGGAGUCCAAAUAGCACCGAAUUUCGGCGAAACGAAUUGAAUGACAACGACUUCUCAUCGAUCGAUAAUGUUGGAUCACCAACUGCUUUUCAGCCUCAAAAUCCAACUAUCGGCUCUGGAGAAAUAGACAACAUUGAAUUAUCAACAACAACUAGUCCAUCUCCAAAUCCCACUGUUUCUGAGACAGAGGAUUUCGUGACGUUUCCUUCAACUGUUCUGGAAAGUGACUCGACGCAAACAACAGUGCUUGAGGAAAUGACGCAAACACAAACAUUGAUGACUACCUCCAUAAAACGAGUCGAGUCUCAAUCGACAGAUUCGUCGAUCCCUUCCUCUACAACCACUCAAACAUCCAUGGGGCUAACGACAAAGUCCACUUCACCACCAAGAAGCCAUCGCGAACCCGUGAUAUGCCUGCUACCAUGGCUUUCUACACCAACAAGUCCUCAAACCGCUUUUAAAAUUAAAGGAGACAAAUUCUCGAAUCCCCGAGAUUGGCGUCUCGACGACAGGACAAUCAACGACACUGACAUGCUACCUGAACGUCAAGUGGCAUGCUCCAAUGCCACCAUCAUAGCGAGAAGGAUGAUUCCUGAAGCAUUUCUCGGUACCCAUUUUGUAGAGGCAAAGGAGGAACACCUUGACGACUUUCUUUCUGUCCGAGGGGUUCCAUGGUUGGUCCGGAAAAUGAUAUCUGGAAAAAUGCGUAAGGGUCAGUUUCUAAUGAACCGGAAUCCUGAUGGCACCUACACAUACUACAAGUGCAAUGUUUAUGGAUACCACGUGGUCAGAGGGACCGACUAUCAAUUGGAAUACGAUAAGGAGAAACUAAAAGUGCAAAGAAGGACUAGAGCAUACAAGUCAUCAUCGUCAUCAGAAUUGCAGAUAACAAUAAGCGUCGAAGGUGACAAGGUGAAAGAGGCUCAUCUUAAUCUCGAACGUGAUAUCGGAGAGGAUGUCUUCUACUACUUUUUCCGAGAUGGCAUUUUGAUUUCGGAAUGCGAAGCAUCCAAUAAUGGCAAGAAAGCGACGUGGACAAGGGAGUUCGUGAAAAAGACGUAG